This is a messenger RNA of Arabidopsis thaliana (thale cress), 416 nucleotides long. RefSeq lists its product as uncharacterized. The record is from RefSeq and is marked reviewed. The coding region runs from base 102 to 416 and encodes 104 amino acids. Lineage: Eukaryota; Viridiplantae; Streptophyta; Magnoliopsida; Brassicales; Brassicaceae. The transcript is spliced from 2 exons.
GUGGUGCUGAGACGAAAUGGUUGACUGAAUCGCAAGACAGACUUUGGGAUUCUGGAUUUCAAGUCUUUCUCUGCAAAGGGGAUAAACGUGCCUUAUUCAACAUGAUUAUAACCCAACUUGUUUUCUGGUCAUGGAACUGGAAGGCUCCAACAAAUUUGGCGGUACUCACAGAAAACAAGGAGGAGAUGGAACAAGACCCCAAAUUUUUCAGAUUUCGUCAAGCUUUAGAAAAUAAAGGUUUCUUUGUUGCCGUAGAACACCCUGAGACACUCAUCAACCAAGAAACUGCCGUUGAAGAGCCGCCAGAUGACUCCCCAAUACCUUACUAUCAAUAUGCAAGUGACAACACUCUUAAGUUGGCUUACUGGAGCAAAGAAGAUGAUGAAGCUUUCAGAUCUAAACAUGAAGAAGUUUGA